AUGGCCGCUGAUUGGCAAGCAAAUCCCAAUGAAUGUGGGAGGGUUAACAAGAUGGGAACCAGUCUCCGUAUUGUAGGCGGAGAGCCAGCAGCAGAGAAUGCCUGGCCGUGGCAGGUAGCCAUGUUCGAACCGGGCGAGUUUAUCUGUGGAGGUUCUUUGAUUGACCCGUGGUGGGUCCUUACUGCUGCGCAUUGCGUCGAUCCUAAAUUUCUCUGUACGCCAGAAGUGUACAGUUUAAGAGUCGGCUCGGUCAACAAUACUGGUACUAUUAAUAAUGUAACGCAAGAACGGAACGCACAAAGAAUCAUCGUUCACCCCAACUAUGAUUUCGGAAAUAUAAAAAACUUCGACAAUGACCUCGCUUUGUUAAAAGUGGAAGUACCUUUCACCCUCGAUUAUAAAGUGAACACGGUUUGUCUUCCGACUGAAGACAUGGAUGAUUGGUUUAGCGAAGGAGACAAUGUAACAAUCACUGGAUGGGGAAAACGGAAAAGUGACGUGAUUGACUAUCCUGACACACUUUAUGAGGCAAUCGUUCCCAUCUAUAACUGGACAAAGUGCAACCAGUCCAAGCUUUUAAAAAUACUUGGCAACGUCACCGAGAAUAUGAUCUGUGCUGGCUAUGAUGAUGGUACUGCUGAUUCUUGUCAGGGCGACAGCGGUGGUCCCAUGGUAUAUCUCUCCGAUCAUUAUGAUUAUACAGACCAGUAUUUUCAGAUCGGUGUGGUGAGCUGGGGAUAUCGAAAAGUCACCGUCCUUAGUAAUAAUAACGGUCCUUACUGUUAUGCGAGGGGGCGUGGCAGCAUAGCUGAGGCUGAUCCUUGCGGCUGCGGGGCGGACUGUGGAGUAGGUCGCUUCAGGUUCUCGAAGGUGGAGAGGACCAGGUCCCGGGUCGGGCAUCCGUAA
Lytechinus pictus (painted urchin) is the source of this 906-nucleotide messenger RNA. Its product is annotated as trypsin-like. The coding region runs from base 1 to 906 and encodes 301 amino acids. Gene Ontology annotation, molecular function: serine-type endopeptidase activity. Gene Ontology annotation, biological process: proteolysis. The record is from RefSeq and is a predicted model, not a curated record. NCBI's taxonomy places the organism in Eukaryota, Metazoa, Echinodermata, Echinoidea, Temnopleuroida, Toxopneustidae. The transcript has 6 exons.